GUCGUGUACUGGGGAGUCACGACCGAACUGACUACGAUACAGGCAGACUUUGCAGCGCAGGUGCAUUGUCACCGUGUAUGGAACGGUUGAGCCGACCCCAUUCCCUGGUCUGCGCGAAGACCGGCGCCUCAACCUUCCUGCACAAUAGGAUGGUUCUCGUGCUGUUAAAGACAUUACACGAAUGCCACAUGCCAAUCGCUGUUGAAGACUCUUCCCCAUUUACUAUAGGCACUGGUAGGGGAAGAGGGCUCUACAAGAUGGAUUUAGUGAUCCCCCCAGGAUUACACGCAGGAGAUAAAGAGGAACUCUGCACCAAAUCCAUCCUUAAAGAUGUCACAGUCGUCAAUCCAUCUGUUGUAAGCGAAGUAUCGACAAGUCACUCCAAACGCCAGGAUCCGCCCUCGAAGAUCGAGCUGCAAGUUGGGAUUUCGAUAGUAGUACAAACGAAAACGAUCAUCAUGAUGGCGAUGAGGGAAAUUCGAGUGGCAACGAUGAAGGAGGAGGA
Molecule: messenger RNA, 505 nt
Organism: Ectocarpus sp. CCAP 1310/34
Lineage: Eukaryota; Phaeophyceae; Ectocarpales; Ectocarpaceae
Source: the annotation of a GenBank genome assembly